GUUAUUUUCACUCCUUUCACUCUCCCAUGCAAUAUUACUACACUUAGAAAGUUACAAAUUUAUAUAUCACGCUUUUUCUUUGACUAAGUAACAAAAACUUUCCUUAUAAAUCAUUUCUUCUCUUCCAUUUCCAUUUCCAUUUCCAUUUUUAUCGCACUCGAAAGCUCGAGAACGCGAUAAUGGGGAGAGCGCCGUGUUGCGAAAAGAUUGGGUUAAAGAGAGGAAGGUGGACAGAUGAAGAAGAUCAGAAGUUGAUGAAAUACAUAGAAGAAAAUGGGGAAGGGUCUUGGAGGUCAAUGCCCAAAAAUGCAGGGCUAUUGAGGUGUGGGAAAAGUUGCAGAUUAAGGUGGAUAAAUUACUUGAGAUCUGAUUUGAGGAGAGGAAAUAUCACACCAGAAGAAGAGGAGAUCAUAAUCAAACUACAUGCAACUAUGGGUAAUAGGUGGUCCAUGAUAGCUGCACAAUUACCUGGAAGAACAGACAAUGAGAUUAAAAACUACUGGAACUCUCAUUUGAGCAGGAAAAUUCACACAUUUAGAAGGUUUAAUGGAGAAGAUAAUGGUAAAAUCUUCGUAAGUUUAAGCCACACAAACAUGCCACCUAAGCGUCGAGGUGGCAGAACUAGCAGAUCCGCAAUGCAAAGAAACAGAAACAACAAAACCAACAACAAUAACAACAACAACAACGUUGCAAAUAAUUUUAUAGCAACAGUGGGUCCCACCACAAAGAGCAACAUAAUGGGGGAUAAAAACUUUAGUAUACCCAAAAAUAAUAAUAAUGAGGUGAUGGACAAUCAGAAUUUAAUGUUUGGUCAUGAAUCAGAUUUGUUGGGUAUUGAAGACAUUAUGGGCCUUGAUGGGCUUUUAGCUACCACAAAUGAAAACAGUGGAAUAGAUAGUGAUGUUGGUGUGGGACCCAAUGAGAGUAAUGGGCCUAUGGAAAUGGGCCCAAUUGCAGAGGAUCAAGAACAUCAGAGUAGUAAUAGCAAUAAUACAGCAAAUGUUAGCACUUCAACUGGAUCUAAUGGUGGAGGAGCAUCAACAGCAUCAUCAUCAUCAAACUUUGAUCAUCAUCAUCAUCAUGACCAUCAUCAUCAUGAUCAUGAGCAUCAUCAAUAUGAUGGUGGGUUAGAUUGGGAAAUAGGGAUCAUUGAUGAUGUUGGACCAGAUUUUCAACUAUGGAGUGAAAAAGAUCAGAUUAUUUCUUGGUUAUGGGAAAAUGAUGAUCAUUUGGAACAACCAGUUUUUGCUGAUCUUUCUAAUAAUUUGGAUGCUGAAAAGGAACAAGCUAUGCUUGAUUGGCUACUUUCAUAACAAGAAAAAAAAAAAAAAGGUUCAAUUAGUGUAGUUUGAUCAUUUGUCACAUUUUUUUUUUAAGGUUUCAUGGUUUUUGGUACUUUAUUAAUACUCUAUUAGGUGUUUUUGGGUUUGUAUAAAGUAGUGGGUAGUAGUAGAGGUGAUCAUGGGCCGUCGUAGUAGUUUAGUACUAGUAGUUGAGUGAUCAUGUCCCUUUUUUGGUUGUUG
Beta vulgaris subsp. vulgaris (sugar beet) is the source of this 1523-nucleotide messenger RNA. It is a transcript of the gene MYB12, whose product is annotated as transcription factor MYB12. The record is from RefSeq and is marked provisional. Lineage: Eukaryota; Viridiplantae; Streptophyta; Magnoliopsida; Caryophyllales; Amaranthaceae.